CAGUUAUCGUUCUGCUCGCGCACAGUGCUGUUGUGUGCACGCGUUGCUCCCGUUGUUUCGCAAGAUUUACUACCUUUCUGUGUGUUGUUCCUGUUCAUUGAGUAACCGAUUACCACAAACUAUACAGGCAAAGAACGCAUAGUCGGUGCUGGUGGUGUGCGUGCGUGUAAUUUUUCAUUAGGAUAGGCACUGCUGCGCGCUUGGGUGAGCGCAGUGGAAUUGUGUUGGUGUUUUGCCGUUUGAAUAAAGUACGUACAUCAUCAGCAAUCAUCGCCACACAGAGGAGAUAUCAAAAUGGCUACUAGUGAUGAUGAACAUUACCAUCUCUACGAGGUGUUUCAAAAUUGCUUCAACAAAAUCGCCAACAAGCAGCCUGAAAAAGCAGGCUAUCAGUCCCCAUAUGGCGGUAUGGACAAUGGCGUGUACACACCAGAGGAAUAUACUCAUGAAAGCCCAGUGUCCGGAGGCCAAAGGUACACCUCGCCAAAGGCAGGUGGCGCCCUCUAUCAACCCGAUGCGUACUAUGAUGCCCCCGGCGGGUCCUGGUACCCGUCGUCGUCCAGUGGUGCAUACGCACCUCAUUCCGCCGGCUCCGCAUAUCAUAAUGUAGGUCAUGGGGCGCAUCUCGGCGGGCCACAACACAGUCACGACCAGUACGCGAUGUCACCGGUCGGAGUUUCCCACAUGGAUGGACACCUAAACCAAAAUCAAACACAAGCACUUCCACCGAUGAGUUCGUUCAGGGGAAAUACUGCUCAGAUACCAUCAAUCGGUCCCCAGGGACAAAACUCACCCGCAAUCUACAACGCAAUCGCUGGCCAUCACAAUCAACAUGCACAGCAUAGUCCAAUUGUACAAAACGAUACACUCGUCGGCAAUGCACUGAAAACGAUGUAUCCCACUGAUCAGAGCAUCAGCAGUUACGGCUCGAACCCAACGACACCAGUGAAUUCACCUCCUCCGCUAACAUCACAGCAGCAACAGGCGGCGGCAGCAGCCGCGGCCGCCGCUCAACAGCAAUCCUCCGUUGGCAGUUUACACGGAACCGGCGUGCCAGGAUCGUCUAGCAGUUCUUCGGUCACGGUGUCCUCCGCAGCAGCAGCGGCCGCGGCGGCAGCGGCAGCAGCUGCAGCAGCCGCGGCUGGUCCCUGGCAGCAAAUCAACCCUGUGAUUAACAAUGGUCCUGGAACGGCAGUCGGCUCAGCGGUUGCCGCAGUGGCAGCGGCGGCGGCCCUAAACGGUCUACCGAACGGUUCCUAUGCCCCGGAGCUGGUGCAUCGAGGUCUACAGCACAUGGCUAACUCACCCGAGAUCCAACCGUUGGACGAUGCAAUUGUGUCGCUGCUUAGAGAACACUCUGAAAAUGGAACGGGCACCCGCAUGGAAGAGCGUCUCGAUGAUGCGAUCAACAUCCUGCGGAAUCACUGCGAACCGCAGGUCGGUGUAUCGCUCUCUUCGCUCGACGGCAACUCCCCGUACGGCAAUGCAUCCGGUGGUGCUGGAGGUUCAUCGCUCAUUGGCCCUUCCGGCAGCUCUCAGUUGCACCAGGACGCAACCAGUGAUUUACCACCAUCGGCAGCGGCAGCCGGCGGUCUAGUACCAGUGAAAACGGAGCGAUUGCCGAACACUCCGAUGGCGGUCAAUACCAAGAAACGCAAGGAGCCGCCAGAUUCGGAUUCGAAACCGAGUAGUUCAGUAACAGGCUCGUCUAAGGGCGCAAAGAGGCAGCGUAAAUAUAAAACUUCGCGUAGUUGUUCUAGUGCUGAUGACGAUGACGAUGAUGAUAUCGAUCCAGUCACUAAGGAUCGUAAGGAGAAGGAGAGGCGGCAAGCUAACAACGCACGUGAACGAAUUCGCAUCCGAGAUAUCAACGAAGCACUCAAGGAACUCGGUCGCAUGUGCAUGUCCCACCUCAAAUCAGACAAACCACAGACCAAGCUCGGUAUUCUGAACAUGGCCGUCGAGGUGAUUAUGACGCUCGAGCAGCAAGUGCGAGAACGCAACCUUAACCCGAAAGCCGCCUGCCUGAAGCGGCGAGAGGAGGAAAAAGCGGAGGACGGUCCCAAACUGCCCCCUCACAUACUGCACCAGACGCCGUAUCCUUCACUACCCGGUCCACCGCCAAAUCUUCCCCACAACCCUGGGCCACCACAAUAGCAUAAUAACUUAAAUAAUUUAAUUCGAAGAUAACACAGUAAGCAACACACAUGUACAUAUUCGACAGUAGGUGAAUCGUUCGAGUGCUCGGACUGGUGGAUGUGGCUGUAAGUGAGCGAACGUUUGUUGUGAUGAGAGUGCGUGUGUUGAAAAAAAAAUCAUGAGGCAAGUCUAUACGUUAGUGUGCGGCGUGUGUCAGAAGCAGCAAAUAGAAGGUUUGUGACACUGAUGAAAAAAAAAUCUGUAAACUUUUAGUAUUCUAUGUACUGUAAAGCAAAUUACGAAACGGUCAGAUAAAUGGGGACAAAAUCAAAGCUAGACGGAAACGAUAGGGCAACCCCCGAGAAAGGAUAGGUUUUUUUAAAGUAUUUAUUUUUAAACGAAUGAAAUUCUGAUACUUCCUAGCCCCCCACUAUAUAGCAAACAAAAAUCAAGUAGAAACAAUUUUACUGGUGGACAGGUGCUCAUCGAGAGGGGCCUCCAAAGUGGAGCAAUUGAACCAUUGUUUUGAGAGUGUAAUUUUCGAAGCUGGAGAAGAGCAUCCUUACAUUCAGAAGCGAAGCGCUUAAUUAUUUGCAAAUUGUCUUCUUUUUAAAUUUUUUGCUAAACGCAGGCAAAUUUUUGAUUUGGUCAGGAAAAGAGUUUGGUUUUGUAUUUAAAUUUCUACAGCAAUCGUGUAAUACUUUUUCUCUAAGGGCAUCAGCCAAGGCUAUGAUUUGCGUUCUUUUUUAAAUAAUUGCGCGCAAAUAAUUCGAAAAGGAUUCGUUUUUGCAUAUCAGUAAAAGUGGUAGACUCAUCAUUACUUUUAAAAUAAAUUAAACUUAUUAAGGUGAAGUGACUCUACCGAAAA
This is a messenger RNA of Topomyia yanbarensis, 3007 nucleotides long. It is a transcript of the gene da, whose product is annotated as protein daughterless. Lineage: Eukaryota; Metazoa; Arthropoda; Insecta; Diptera; Culicidae. The coding region runs from base 295 to 2157 and encodes 620 amino acids. Gene Ontology annotation, biological process: regulation of transcription by RNA polymerase II. The transcript is spliced from 12 exons. Gene Ontology annotation, molecular function: DNA-binding transcription factor activity, RNA polymerase II-specific; protein dimerization activity; RNA polymerase II cis-regulatory region sequence-specific DNA binding. The record is from RefSeq and is a predicted model, not a curated record. Gene Ontology annotation, cellular component: transcription regulator complex.